Messenger RNA from Ixodes scapularis (black-legged tick), 1004 nucleotides. RefSeq names its product cuticle protein 16.5-like. The transcript is spliced from 3 exons. The record is from RefSeq and is a predicted model, not a curated record. Lineage: Eukaryota; Metazoa; Arthropoda; Arachnida; Ixodida; Ixodidae. The coding region runs from base 1 to 885 and encodes 294 amino acids.
AUGGCUGGAUUCCGAGCUUGCCUUCUCCUGGCCCUGGCCACCAGCGCCUUCGCUGGCUACACCCACGGAGGCUACGGCUAUGGUCUUGGCUACGGCGGUCUGGGUUACGCCGGCCUCGGCUACGGCGGCCUCGGCUACUCCGGCCUUGGCUAUGGCGGCUUCGGCUACUCCGGCCUUGGCUACGGCCUCGGCUAUGGACAUGGUCUCGGUUACGGUCACGCUGUCGGUCUCGGCCACGGCAUCGGCUACUCCGUCGCUGCCCCAGUCGCUAGCUACGCUGUUGCUGCUCCAGCCGUGAGCCGCACCGUGUCCACUUCCUACCACGCUGCCCCAGCAGUCGCCUCCUACGCCGUGGCUCCAGCUGUGGCCAAGGUUGCCACCACCUACGCCGCCCCCGCUGUGGCCAAGGUCGCUACCACUUACGCCGCCCCAGCUGUUGCCUCCUACGCUGUUGCACCAAUCGCAACCUACGCUGCUGCCCCGGCCGUUGCCAAGGUUGCCACCACCUACCAAGCUGCUCCAGCUGUUGCCUCCUACGCAGUUGCCCCAGCCGUGACCAGGGUUGCCACCGCCUACCACGCUGCUCCAGCUAUCGCCACCUACGCUGCUCCAGCUGUCGCCUCCUACGCUGUUGCCCCAGCUGUUUCCAAGGUUGCCACCACCUACCACGCUGCCCCAGCCGUCGCCAGCUACCAGACCUACCACGCUGCCCCAGCAGUCGCCACCGUCGCCCACGCUCCAGCUUACGGUUAUGGAGUCAGCAGCCUCGGGUACGGCGUCGGUCACUACGGCUUCGGUCACGGUCUUGGCAGCUACGGCCUGAACUACGGUUACGGCCUUGGUGGCUUCAACGACUACACCGCUCUCCUCCGCAGGAAGAAGUAAACUGCCACGAACCUUCUGGAUAUAUCCUGCAAGCUUCAGAGAGUCUUUUCUGGCCCUUUUUUUCCUGUCACCGGAAAAUGUGGCCUAUGUGCUCUCAAUAAAUUAUUUUGAAUGCUGUA